Messenger RNA from Malania oleifera, 1496 nucleotides. RefSeq lists its product as uncharacterized. Bases 458 to 673 code for a protein of 71 amino acids. The transcript is spliced from 3 exons. The record is from RefSeq and is a predicted model, not a curated record. Lineage: Eukaryota; Viridiplantae; Streptophyta; Magnoliopsida; Santalales; Ximeniaceae.
AUUCCAUUUUUCUUCACUCUUUCCUAUUUUUUUUGAAUUUCAAAUUAUAAUUAACUCCUUAGUUAUUUACUUAUAACCUUUCUCAAUUUCUUAUACUACACAUUUAUAAAAAAAAUAAAAAAAAUAAAAUCAAAUGUAUCACUUGAUUUUGUUAUACCCUUAUUGAAAACCUUGAUAUAUUUUAUUUAAUUCACUCUCAUUCCGCUAUGUGCGGGCCUUUUAAUCAUUUUCCAGCAAGCCAAACACCCAAAUAAACCACCCAUGUCCGCUUCAAACAGAUGAGCAAAUCACCACACCAAACGUCAAUACCAAAACAGUUGAAAUCGCGUUUUCAAAAUCCACAAAUUUCAUCCGGUUUUGUUGCGGUACAUUUGAGAGUACUCAGUUCAGGAUUUUGGCUUUUGGGGAAUCAACUCCUAGGUAUCGUUGCGCCGGCAAUCAAAAUUCUGCCUGCAAGAUGAUGAGAACUCGGUUGUUGUGGUUCACCCUGGGUUUUUCCUCCGCCGGCGCCGCUGUCUCCCACUUCGUCCUCAGAGACCUAUGGAUCGAGCGCCAAGUCCUCAGUUCUCAGCUGAAGCAGAAGUUUGAUGCACUGGAGAAUAGAGUUUCUAAUCUUGAACCAGGUCUUCGUGACAAUUCGAAUUCUCUUCAGGGUGAAGGUAAUUUGAAUUGAAGCCCCUAUAUUUUACAUCCAUGCUUGGCUUUGCUUUCUUCAUCGCCCUGAGAUCUUGGUUUGCUAGAUGUUUCAUAUGGGAGAAUGCGUUGCUACAUGGAGUUUCGGUCAUCGUAGAAUUGUACUAUUGACUUAUAAUCAUUUGUUUUUGGUUUCAUGAAAGCAUAUUAGCUUUUGAUAGUUAUUUCAAUAACCUAUAAUGGGUUACAACUUUUGUUAACUGUGCAUCACUUGUGUGAUUCUGUAAGGUUUAUAAUAGAUAAUUAAAAUUUCCCAUUUAUUCUUCUAUUUGUAUAGUGUGAGGAAAGUCAUAGUCCUUACCUUAUAUAAAUAGGCAAUGAGACAUUUAUAUUUCCCCAAAGAUAUGUUAAAGUUGUUUCAAAGUUGACUGCAAUACCUCUUUGUUAGACCACACCCUCUAAGUGAUUGUGCUAUUGUUCUCCAUCGGCUUGUAAUCUAAUAACCAUUGAUUUAUGCCUUCAUGGGAGUUCAGUUCUGCCCUGCCAAGCUCUUUUGGUUUGACCAGUGCUAUUGUUGGUUGCAGGCUAACAUGGGCGUAUUGAGCAUUCAUGGCGCUGGGUGGGGGGUUGGAAUGAAUUUCUUUGUGACUAAGUUGUGGUUGGGAGCUGGAGCCUCAGCUUCGAUUUCGAAGGCAGAUUAUUUAUUUCCGUUCUUUUCUUGUUUUAGUUUUAUUUCUCCAUGUCAUAACCUGUCAUGAAUGGUAUGGUUUUUGUAAUGCAAAUAACUUUUUAGUUUUUGGUGAAUACAAAUGUAAUUGAUUAUCUUCAUUAAUAUAAUUCUGGACUCGUAUGUCUGAAUGCAA